Molecule: messenger RNA, 2873 nt
Organism: Misgurnus anguillicaudatus (oriental weatherfish)
Lineage: Eukaryota; Metazoa; Chordata; Actinopteri; Cypriniformes; Cobitidae
Gene: kras
Product: v-Ki-ras2 Kirsten rat sarcoma viral oncogene homolog
Biological process (GO): signal transduction
Cellular component (GO): membrane
Molecular function (GO): GTP binding; GTPase activity
Source: RefSeq, a predicted model, not a curated record
AGCACCAAGACAGUCUCAACCAAACUGCCUGUAGCGCUUGUCAAAAGCCGGUCCCUUUUGAGUGUCGAAUAUGUCCUAACCAGAAUAUGUCACACAGUAGUUACGCUAUAUUUGUUUUGUUUUAUAACUAUAUUUAGCUUGGGUUUAUUGGUGUUGAUAUUUUAUCAGUUAUUGAUCAAACCCUCCGCCCUGCACAUCUCAUUGUUAAGACACCGAUCUGGAUUACUCGCCUCCACAGAUGUUUCAACUCUAAUAAUGCAAGAUGCAUGCUGAUGCUCAAGAGAUGGUGCUUGACUCCGCGUUACUCAUCAUUUUAAACUCGUCCACCUACUAAAACAACCACAAACAGUCGACAAUCGUUUGUAUUUUGGGGUAAAGAAUGACAGAAUAUAAGCUUGUGGUUGUGGGGGCUGGUGGCGUUGGGAAGAGCGCACUUACCAUCCAACUCAUCCAGAACCACUUUGUGGAUGAAUACGACCCAACCAUCGAGGACUCCUAUAGGAAACAGGUGGUGAUCGAUGGAGAGACGUGUCUACUUGACAUCUUGGACACUGCAGGUCAAGAGGAGUACAGCGCCAUGAGAGAUCAGUACAUGAGGACGGGAGAGGGAUUCCUCUGUGUCUUUGCCAUCAAUAAUACCAAGUCCUUUGAGGACAUUCAUCACUACAGAGAGCAGAUAAAAAGAGUCAAGGAUUCUGAGGACGUCCCCAUGGUCCUUGUUGGGAAUAAGUGUGAUCUUCCGUCCCGCACUGUGGACACCAAGCAGGCUCAGGAUUUAGCACGUAGCUACGGCAUACCAUUUAUAGAGACCUCAGCAAAGACAAGACAGAGAGUGGAAGAUGCCUUUUAUACUCUGGUACGGGAGAUCAGGCAAUACCGGCUGAGAAAACUCAGUAAAGAAGAAAAGACGCCCCGAUGCAUCAAGCUAAAAAAAUGUGCGUUGAUGUAAGAGAAGGGGCGUCGACGAUGCGUUUUACACGUUAGUCCGAGAAAUCCGGAAACACAAGGAGAAGAUGAGCAAGGAGGGCAAGAAAAAGAAAAAGAAGUCCAAGACAAAAUGUGUACUAAUGUGAAUGAGCCUUUUCCUGUCAUUAUAGACUCAAACGUUUCACAGCUGCAUUUUGUACAUUACACUAAAUUAUUAUUAGCCUUCUCAAAGUACAGAAUCGAUCCAUAUUUUACAUGCUUUUUAAAAAGAAAUAAGCUUUUAUUUCUUAUUUGGUGCCAGUUGCCUGAGAAGUGUUGGUUCCUUGACAACUUUUUUGGCUUGUUUUAUUGUUUGGGAUAUCAAUACAGGAUUUGCUUUUGUAUGUAGUUGAUCAGAUUUUCAGUAUGAAAUACAAAUCAAAGCCUGUUAAGAUACAAAAUGUCACACGACUUUACAGGGAAGUGAAACCUGAAACUUUAUUUCGGACCAACACUUCAGGGUUAAUUAUGAUAAACUUACCGGUGUGUAUGACCCUCCGAUCGGAGUUACAGAAUUCCAAAAGCGAUUUGCAUGUGAACUUCCAUUGUAGUAAGAGUAAUACACCCCCUAAAGCCAUGGUAAUGUAUAUAUGGUGAUAUUUUAACCUUGUUAACCUUUGUUUCCCUGUUUGCAUGCUGUGUUCUGUUUUUAAACUUCCAGAGAAUGGUUAACCAAUGUUUAUUACUGUUUAAAAAGCGCUGUUGUAAGUGUCGAGUGGGUUUUCACAGCUAAUCCAGACAGAUGCCAGACAGGCAAUGUGAUGAAUGUCAUGUUGUGUUUAUUUUUUUUUUUACUGAAUGCUCUGUUGGAUUAGCAAAUAAUUCCUCUUUGAGGUUCACUUGUACAAUAUUUUUCAUUCUGGUUUAAGGGGUAUGUACGAUCACAAACAUAAACACUGACAGGGUGAUCGGGACACAGCUAUUUAGUUAUUCGAGGGAAAGACGCUAUAUUUUUAUCUACUAUACAGUUUCCACCAAUCAGAAUAGAGUAUUCCAUUACAUGAGGGAAGCCCCUCCUCUUUGAGUAAAAUCCUUCUAGGACUUACGUUUGCAUUCAGAGAUGGAUUUUAAAAUGCGAUAAGACUUUGAUGUCUGAUUAUGUAAAAUUUCUUUACCUACCACUUUUAUUAGUUAUUGCAAAUGUAUGUUAAAAAGGAAAGCAAAAACAAAUUAUGCCUUGUUUGCUAAUGCUGCCAUGAAAAUGUUAAGCUGUUUUUAAAGGCCCAAUUAAUUUUUUAGCCAUCACUCAUACCAAAGAGAGUGAUUUAAAGAUUUGUUCUGUGUGGCAAUACUUGUGAUGUCAUAAAAUGAUGUCAUAUAAAGCAGAAUGUUGCUUUCAAACUGUUUUACCAUGUGUCCUUAACCAUUACUAGUUUUGCUUUUCGAUAAAUGUUCAUUUAACACAGUUUGACUGUAUUACUAAUACUGAAUAUAAAUGAAUGAAUUCUGCAAGGAUAUUGAAUCGGGUUGGUCUACUCUUAUGCAAAGUUUAACACAAUUUCAGUUCCCUUUAAAUCAAGUUAUUCCCAGUCUGUGAUGCAAGCAGCAAGGUUAUUAGAUAUUUUUUCAUGGUUCGUGCAUUGUUCUCUCUGUGUGCCAAUUGCAAAUGUUAAUAAAAUGGUUCACGUGUAUAUGGACCUUGUUUUAACAACCUUUCUAUGGUUGUGAUGAUAAAGAUGAAUAUUUUGUAAAUUGUGUUUUUUUCAGUUGAUGAAUGAAUGACAAUUGUGUUAACAUCUCUCAGAGAAAGUGCUGAUCAUAGAUUUACUUUUGCCUUGUUUUCUUGUGAAUAUUAUGAGAAAAGCUGUUCUCAGAUCAGCACGGUUUUAUAAAUGCAACCUGAACCUGUUUUUCCCAUUAAUCUCACCACUUUUAUUUAAUGUGUAAUUAAAAGUACAUAAUAUCCA